This is a messenger RNA of Mya arenaria, 1011 nucleotides long. RefSeq lists its product as uncharacterized. Bases 388 to 993 code for a protein of 201 amino acids. The transcript is spliced from 3 exons. The record is from RefSeq and is a predicted model, not a curated record. NCBI's taxonomy places the organism in Eukaryota, Metazoa, Mollusca, Bivalvia, Myida, Myidae.
GCGAUAUUGAGGUUUUUAUUAGCUACCUUUCACGUGAAACUGUAUUGUCGCCAUAGUAUGAAGCUUGGAAUUGGAAACGAACGUGCAACUGUACAGACUAUCAGCAUUUUAUAGAAUCUUUUUGGAUACCUCAACUUAUUCGUGGUGUUUGAGUUAAAAUAAGAAACAAACAUGCACUAGUACUAAAUAAUCGGAUAAUAUUGGGACAAAGAUCUGAGAAUAAAAUUUGGUUUGUGUACAUUUGCUAUUGAAUGACAAUAAAGCUUAAUUAGAACAAAUACGGAAUACAUGGCAGGAGCUUAAGUGACAUUCUUCUCGGAAGUUAGCUUGUUGAUAUGAAUUAAAAGCUAUAUCCGUUAUUUAAUUUAUUAUGACGGAGGAUCUAGAAUGUUUUUAUCGCCGUCACAAAUUCUUUAUACUCAUCAAUAUGAUCCGGAAAUUCGAAUGUCAACAGAGCAAACCUUUUCGGAACUUAUGAAGAAUUCUAUACACGGAUCGGUGUUUCCAAAACUUCAGGUUGUCAAAAAGGACGGUUACUAUUUCACACUGAACGAUGCAAAACUUCAGGUGUACAGACACUUGGAGAAGCUUGGUAAAUGUGGAAGUGUCGAGGUGGAUAGGGUGGCGCUUAAAGAAGUACCAGAAGGAAUCAGACAGCUCAUGAAAGCCCCCGAAAAAGUCAAACGGCGUAGAAACGUGAUGUCAAAAACAAAAGAUGGCGGAAAAUAUACCAGUGUCUCCUCAUCUUCCGCAAUAGAUAUUCCCGAUGAAGACUUACUUGUGCUGGCCUCGUGUGAUGACGCCAGUGAUGGUGACGAGAAAAAUUCCAGUGAAGAGAGUUCUGAUAUAGAAGACACAGAUUCUGACUCUUCAGAUUGGAGUGAUGAAGACGUCUCGGACACGGACAUACAGACAGACGAAGAUGAAAGGUCAAGGUUGCAACCACAGGAUUACUCCGCGGCAAACAACGACGAAAACGAAAGCUUCAUUUGACAAAUAUUUACUUUACCG